This is a messenger RNA of Patiria miniata (bat star), 3317 nucleotides long. RefSeq names its product ubiquitin domain-containing protein UBFD1-like. Lineage: Eukaryota; Metazoa; Echinodermata; Asteroidea; Valvatida; Asterinidae. Bases 76 to 1113 code for a protein of 345 amino acids. Gene Ontology annotation, molecular function: cadherin binding; RNA binding. The transcript is spliced from 7 exons. The record is from RefSeq and is a predicted model, not a curated record.
AGCUGUUAUCUUUGUUUCGCAGCGACCUCCAGCGGUCCAAAAUGGCCAGUCCGCGGUUGCAACAUCAAAGCAAAGAUGGCGACGAACAGUGGCGACACAGACAGCGAUGCUGAUAUGCGGGAUAACAAUGCAAAGAAACCAAAAUGCUCACCUCCAGAGUCAACAAUGGACACGCCAGAUCAAGAUAAAGAUGUGAAAAACAAUUCUAACGAUGUGAACAUGGAGUCUGCCAGCCAGCAAAGCCAAACUUCAAACUCCCAAAGUCAAACAAACAGUGCCUGUGAGCCCACGGACUCUUCCGUCUGCAUGGCAACUGAACACAGUCCAAAGGAUUCUGGGAACAGUGAGGAAACUGCCAUGGAUGUUUCGGGUGAAGCUGAGAUGACGACAGCUUCUGGGGAAACAGCGGAGGAAACAGCGAAACCAAAAGAACUGGUGGACUUCAAAGUGAUGUAUAAUAAACAGAAAUAUGACGUCAGUUUUGAUCUGGACGGCACAGUGGCAACUCUUAAAACGCAUGUACAGACAUUAACAGGCGUCCCGUCAGAAAUGCAGAAGCUGAUGUACAGAGGCCUGAUGAAGGACGACAAGACCCUGCGAGAACUGAACGUCACCAAGGGAGUCAAACUGAUGCUGAUUGGCUCGACCAGGAAUGACAUCCUGGAAGUCAACAAACCCGUCCCUAAGGGAGCUGCCAAAGUCAAAGAGGAAGCAGCACCAGCAAAGGAGCCGCUUUGCAAACAGAAGAUGCACAAGAAGAUCUUGGACAAAGGCAUACCAGAUGACGCCAUGCCAGGAAUCAAAGGCAGACAGGAGGCGUUACCGUCCGUGCCAAUCUCUGGCAUGUACAACAAGGCUGGUGGGAAGGUGCGACUCACCUUCAAACUGGAGAUUGAUCAACUCUGGAUCGGGACAAAAGAGCGAACAGAAAAGCUUCCGAUGAGCUCAAUCAAGAACGUGAUCAGUGAACCCAUAGAAGGACAUGAGGAGUACCAUAUCAUGGCCAUCCAGCUUGGCCCCACGGAACAGUCCCGCUACUGGCUCUACUGGGUCCCCACACAGUACACCAGCGCCAUCAAAGAUGCAAUUCUCUUCAAAUGGCAGUACUUCUGACAGUCGGCGGAAGACACGCCCACCUCCUCAUCAGCUUCCUUCUUCCUGCAUCCUGUAUCCAUGGCAACCGCAGCGGAUAUCCUGUCCUCAUCCUGCCAGCCAGUGAGACGUAUCUUGUACAUAACUUUGCAACUUGGAAGGUGAUAUUUGUCGUUGCGUCGGGGGUUGGGGCCAGAAUGCCAUAAAGAAGGGCGGGGCUUACUUGUUAUUGUGUUGGGGGUUGGGCCAGAAUGCCAUAAAGAAAGGCGGGGCUUACUUGUUAUUGUGUUGGGGGCGGGGUCGUAAUGCCAUAAAGAAGGGCGGGCUUACUUGUUAUUGUGUUGGGCGGGGUCGUAAUGCCAUGAAGAAGGGCGGGGCUUACUUGUUAUUGUGUUGGGGGCGGGACCAGAAUGCCACAAAGAAGGGCGGGGCUGAUUUUGAUCAAAGGGCUUCAUGUGCAAACAGUGGGUUCUUAAUAGGUACUUUAGAACUUAAAACCACUCAAAAGUAAACUCAGAUACAUUGGUAGUACACUCAUUUCUACAGAAAUACCCUGCUGUUGGUGAAAGAACAAUCAGUUCAUGUAGAUGUUAUCAGGUAAUUUACUUUAUAAUUUAUGUUGCACUCCCGCAGAGUAAAUCUAGCAAGCAUGAUUGUUGAUUCUUCAAACUUAAUUUGGAUUGGUUGGGUUUGUGUGAUAGAUAGACCGUUUUGUACAUUGUACACAGUGACCAUCUUUAUUGGGACUUUUUUAGGAGUGUCUUUUUGUCUCAUUGUAAAUUGUUUUUAAUCUCAAGUUUGGUACAUACAGUGAAAGACCCCUGUUUAAAAAAACAAAUUUAUGUUUUCUUUUCAUGUGUGUUUACUGUUCCAAUCAUUUGAAUAAUAUGUAAAUGGACUGAAAGUAAAUGGCAGUGACACUUAAUAAUUGCAUACAAUUGAAGUAUGUUACUAUUUACCAUGUUCAGCUUUUCCCAUUUUUGGUUCUAAAAUUUUUUUCAAAGGCUGGCCACAUUGUGCAGGUUAUCUCAUUGUUCAGGUGUCCACUUUUGCAAGGUUGAUAAUGCGAUGCUUGUGAUUGUAAAUAUAAAUGCUUAAUGUGGAUAUCUGCCAUGCCUUUUAUGGUCAAACUGCUUUUAGACAAUGAAUGUGACAUUUGAAGAAAGCAUCUGGUUUGUUUCUUUAUCAAAGUAAUUAAUAGCAAGCAUUUAUGAAGCGUUGUUAAAGUACCACAGCAAUUAACAACAAGAAAAUCUUUAAAAAAAUAAGUUAUAAAAGUUAGUCACACAGUAUCUAGUUUCAAAUCAAAUGACAAACUUCAAAUUGUCGCCAAGUUAGUAUCUACAAACAUAUUCAUAAACACCCAAGACAGUUUACCCAUUCCUAUUGGAUAAGAGACCGUCGCGUGGGUGGUUUUAAACCAACGUUUAAACACCUCUGCAUUCUGCGCCACAUAGCGCAGUACAUGCUGUGCGCACCAAUUUCCACAUCAAGAGAUUUUUACCACUAAGCACUAAGCACAUACCACAGUCAUAGCCUGAGGGGUGUUUAAAAAAAAAUGAAGUAAAAGUGUUGAACAAAAUCUUUCAGAACUAGUGAAUUUUUUACUUGUUUUGACUUUUGGAGCAAAAGGUAUUUAUGAAUGGGAAUAAAUAUGUGAUUCGGCUCGUGCCAUUAUCGAGUAUUCUCUAUUCAGGAUUGGACAAUUAUCACUAGUUUUCAUUGGCCUAGAACAGCCACGUGUCUGGUCUAUAAAGACGCAUGUCACACACUAAUAUGCAUUUUUACGUGGAGAUCAGUGAUAUUGCACUGCGUUCAUUGUGCACAUUGCACAAUGCUACAUGCUAUGCACCCCUCAGGUGUUAAAAAUGUCAAAUCCCACAUCAAAGCAGUCAACAGUUGUUAAAUAUUAUUAUGUAUAUAAGAUAUACAUAAAAAGUGACACCGUAUGGAUAAAAAUAUAUAGCUUCCUUGAUUGUCUAGGGAAAUUGUAGCUAUAUUGGGACUGAUUUUGACAACUGGUUGAAAACUGCUGGUAUUUUUUUUAAUUAUUACCAUAAAUUAGCUGGACUGUACAUGUUUAUUUAAGUUAGCACUUCUGUUAUUGUUUGCAUAUCGAAUGUGUGAUAUCGAAGCCAAUUUCUGAUUUCAGAAUGCAUGGGUUCUGAAGAAAGCAACAUCAAAUGCAACGUGAAAAAAAUAAACAUAUCGUAACAUGCAAUGCA